GUUAGCCCGUUGCGUAACAUUUACUCAGAUUGACCUAUCUGAUGCAUUCUUGCAGGUGUAAAUAGAAGAAAAGAGCCUACCCCUGCUUACCAUCAACACGCAUCGUGGCCUUUAUUACUACAACAGGCUCCCUCCAGGCAUUAAAGUGGCCCCUGGUGCUUUUCAGCAAAUAAUGGACAAAAUGCUCGCUGGUGUUAAUGGAGUCUCCGCCUACAUGGACGACGUAAUCGUCGGAGGAAAGACGCAGGAGGAGCACGAUGCCGCCCUUGAAGAAACCCUGAAGCGCAUAAGGGACUAUGGGUUUACCAUCCGGAGAGAAAAGUGUGCGUUCAACAAGCCGGAAAUCCGCUACCUGGGGCAUAUCAUCGACAGCCGUGGCCUGCGACCCGACCCUGCCAAGAUCGACGCCAUCAAGAAGCUACCUCCUCCAAAAGAUGUCACAGGCGUUCGGUCAUUCAUUGGAGCGAUAAACUUUUACGCCAAGUUCAUCCUCAACAUGCGUAACUUGCGUUACCCACUGGAUAAGUUCCUUUUUUUUUUUUAA
Molecule: messenger RNA, 544 nt
Organism: Anopheles maculipalpis
Lineage: Eukaryota; Metazoa; Arthropoda; Insecta; Diptera; Culicidae
Exons: 1
Coding region: 173-544 (123 amino acids)
Source: RefSeq, a predicted model, not a curated record